Notolabrus celidotus (New Zealand spotty) is the source of this 6928-nucleotide messenger RNA. It is a transcript of the gene nphs1, whose product is annotated as NPHS1 adhesion molecule, nephrin. Gene Ontology annotation, cellular component: cell-cell junction. Bases 99 to 4136 code for a protein of 1345 amino acids. Gene Ontology annotation, biological process: cell-cell adhesion. The record is from RefSeq and is a predicted model, not a curated record. Gene Ontology annotation, molecular function: cell adhesion molecule binding. Lineage: Eukaryota; Metazoa; Chordata; Actinopteri; Labriformes; Labridae. The transcript has 34 exons.
CAGGUUCUGUCUCUACUGACCAUCUGUGUGGAUACCAACUACAACAGCUUCAGAGCUCAGGCAGACACUGCACAGUAGAGGGAAGAGGUAGAGGAUCCAUGUCUGUUCAUCUCGAUUUAAUGCUGGAAAUGUCGUUGUUUGGGUCGCUGGAGGAGUCCUCUCUACCUGUCAGCCUGAGUAAAUGUCAGAGCAAGCUGCUGCUCUUCCCAGACCACGCCGUGGGAGACAGACCAACCUCAUCGCCGUGGCAACCCUCUGUUCUGGCUCAAAGAAAAGAGCCCAGCCCUGAACCAUGUGGCCAAGCUCCCAGGCUUUACUGUGACGAGAGAGGAGGAAGAGAGGAGACUGCAAUUACUGAGGAGGUUUGUCAAAGGUCGAGAGUCAGCGGUGAAAUGGACUUCUUGUCAGCUUGGAUUGUGUCUCCCUCAACUCUACCCUUUCUGUGUCUCAUCUUGGGCGCACAGGCUCAGCAGGCCUUCAGGUCUGAGCCUCGGAACCUGACCGUGCGGAUGGGAGCCACAGCUGUGCUGAGGUGUGAGGUGCUGCGGGCCUCAGGGACUGUGCAGUGGGUGAAAGAUGGCCUCCUCCUGGGACCUCAGAGAAGCCUGCCAGGCUUUCCACGCUACAGCAUGAUUGGAAACCCCAAGAGAGGACAGUUUCAUCUGCAGAUUGAAAAGGCUGAACUGGACGAUGAUGCACUCUUUGAGUGUCAGGCGGGACGAUCUGAGAGCAGUCUGGCGAUCAUAUCCAGCUCGGCUUGGGUCAACAUGCAAAUUCCUCCUUCAAGGCCGCACUUUCAGGUGGAUAUGGCAACACCUUGGGUGGCAGGGAAAAAGUACACCGUCACCUGUGUAGCCCCUGACGCAAAGCCUGAAGCUGAAAUCACACUUUACAAAGAUGGAGUCGAGCUGACAGGUGCAGAGUCUUUCACCGUGUCUGGCUCAAAGGAUAAGCUCCUGAACACGCAUGCUGAAGUAACGGUCACCGCUCUGAGCUCUGACAACGGGAGGCAGCUGGCAUGUCACGCCAAGAACCCCGCCCUUUUCCGGCCCGUGGAGACCACAGUGACCAUGAGCGUGUACUUCCCACCUCAGCCUCCAGUCAUUGUAGGUCUGUCGAGAGAGGAAGUUAAAGCGGGGAGAAUGCUAACACUGGAGUGUGUGUCUCAUGGUGGAAACCCCCUAGCCACUCUCCACUGGACCAAGAAUGGAGAAGUCAUGUCUACAAUUUGGGAGGAGGAUGUUGUUGCAAGAAAGUCCAGCAGUACCCUAAACCUGAGGAUCAGCCCAGUGCAUAACCAAGCAGUUCUGUGCUGUGAGAGCGUCAAUCUGGUGUCCCGGUCUCCCCUGUCUGUCAGCAGCAGAAUUACUGUGCUCUUUGAGCCCGACGAGGUGACACUGUUGGGUUCGACCACAGCCAUAGAGGGGCAGGCCUUGAGCCUGAGCUGCUACACAUCCUCAAGUAAUCCCCCUGUGCAGAUUCGCUGGUGGCUGGGCUACAAAGAGCUCAACACUACCAGUGUCACUGUGGAAGAGGGAGACCAUGGUGGGAUGACAACCAUGUCCAACAUGACCCACCAGGUCUCCAGGGAGGAGGAUGGGCUCGAACUCACCUGUGAGGCUUUCAACAAGGGCACACACUUCUCCAAGACCCAGGUCACCAAAGUCAGUGUCUAUUACCCUCCUCAGAAGAUAUGGCUUGAAGCUCCUUCUCAAGAUGUCCCCCUUCGUUCAGGGACCCCAGUCCGUCUCAUCUGCUUCUCCACUGGAGGAAAUCCCACUGGGACCCUGACCUGGUUCAAGAAUGGAAGGGUUGUGUCUGAUGCAUUGAAGCAGACAUCCUUUGACCGAGGCGUUGCUCGAGAACUGGUCCAGGUCCUGACGGCCAGCGACAACAUGGCAACCUAUCGCUGUGAUGCCAAAAACGAGGCAAAGAAGUCCAUCUCUGCCCACACUAAGCUCUCGGUUCAGUUUCCAGCAAUAAGUGUCAAGAUCACCACCAAACAAAAGGAGCUACGCCGGGGUCAGAUGCUGAGUUUGGAGUGUCUGUCUGGAAGCAGUAACCCAAAGGCCAGCAUCUCCUGGAGCUUGGGUGCACUCAGCUUCAAGGGAGAGGAGCAGCCGCCAAGCAAAGCUCAGUUUGGUGGUGUGUCAGUGCGUAGUUUUCUCUCCCUCAAUCUGACUUCACAGCAUCACAACCAGAGGAUCAUUUGCCAGGCCUACAGCUCCGUGCUAUCGGAGGGUGCUAACACAUUCUUCAAACUUGAUGUGCUUUACCCGCCAGAGUUCAACCUGGAGCAGCCAACACAGGUCCAGGUGGUGGAGGACGACGUGGCAACCAUCCCACUGCUGGUCUCAUCUAACCCCGAGGAGGUCUCCUGCAUUUGGCUGCACCGCAGGGAGAAGCUGGUCAAAGAGGGGGAUCUGCGCUACCACUGGUCAGAAGACAACUCCCUGGAGAUCGAGAAUGUGACAAGGAAGGAUGCCGGAGUUUACACUGUCAAGUGUUCAAACGAAGAAGGUGUCAACCAAAUCUCCAUCAUGCUGGACGUUCAGUAUGCUCCCGGUGUCAAGGCAGAGAAGGACCCAGUAGUGGUGAACCUUGGGGAAACAGCAGACCUGAUAUGUGUGGCAGAUGCCAACCCCAUUAUUUCUGGCAUGUUCUCUUGGAAAUUGCCGGGGGAAGGGGAGGAUGAGAUGGGAGAGGAGACCCAGGAAGACGAAUCUGGCCUCCUGACCAUCCAUGAUGUGACGCGGGCUCACGCUGGGCUUUACCAGUGCACGGUUGAUAACGGCAUAGCCCCCUUUGCUACUGCUGAUGUGCAACUGGUAGUGCAAUUCAAACCGGAGCUGCAAAAAGGAGCCCAGUGGAGGAAAGUAGCCAGCAGAGGGGAUGGCACUACUACAGCUGAGCUAGUGUGUCAGGCAGAGGGUAUUCCACGAGUUGAAUUUGCUUGGGAGAAAAACGGUUUACGCAUGGACUUUGCAAAUCCCAGGUAUGAGGAGCGCACCGUGAGGGAGGGCUCCUUCCACACCAGCACAGUCCAAGUAGUGAAUGUGAGUGCGGCUCUGGACUAUGCGGUCUUCAGCUGCACGGCUCACAACACGCUCGGGGAGGACAAGUUAGACAUCCAGCUCGUCAGCACAAAUCGCCCAGAUCCUCCUUCAUCGUUUCGGCAAGUGGGCGCCACCCACAACUCGGUCACCCUGGAGUGGAUGCCUGGCUUCAAUGGAGGAUUGUGGCAGAGAUUUCGUAUAAGAUACCGUUGGGAUCAGUUGGCCAGUUUCCUGUACGUGGACGCUUUUCCUCCCAGUGCUACCAUCUUCACCGUCACUAACCUGCAGCCUGUCACCACCUAUAACUUCUCCGUCAAUGCCCUCAAUGCAAUGGGAGAGAGCGGCUAUGCUGACAACAAUGCAGUACUGACCGUCUCCACCAAGGAGAGGCCAGGAGAAGGAGAAGUCCCAACAGACGAUGACUCAGUCUCACAGAGUGGGAGAGGACUGCCGGCCUAUUUGACUGUAGUGUUCACAGUGGUGUUUGGAGUCCUGCUGGUCUUUAAUUCUUUGGGUUGUUUCUUUGGAUUGAGGUGGAAAAGGAGGCGAGGACAGACAGGGGGUGGAGGAGACAGCAGCGUGUUAGACGGGAAGAAGAAUGAAGAGAAGGGGUCCAGCCAGUCAACUGUAAACAACUCCAAUAAGUACGAAAGUAGAGAAAAGAUCAACGCUGCGGCCCAGCGAACCCUCCUUAUUGACUCUGGGUCUGAAACAGAGAGCAACGUCUAUGAGAGCUACGCAGCGGAAAGUGCACAUUAUUACUACUACCCCACCGGUGACUACAUGCCGCCUCUCAGUCCACUCCCUGAGGAAACACGCAGGCUCGAUAUCGCCCACCUUGACUCUCAAAGCCACCUGUAUGAAGAAGUAAGAGACAGGGGUCUGUACCAGGAAGUCCUUGCUUCCUCUCUUCCCUCUCGUCCGUCCCUCUUUGACCACAGUUUGCCUAAUCAAAGGAAGGAGUGGAGAUCCCCAACCUACCCUCAGCAGGGUACUGUGGGAGCCAGAGACUUGGUCGAUGUUCAGCUGCUGCACAGAGACUCUGAUCUUCCCUUUGAACUUCGAGGCGAGCUAGUCUAGAAUGAGAAGACUUGGUUGACCACAGAAGAUUCAAGUUCUCUUUUUGAAGCAGCCCUCCUCCCUCUGACUUUGCUCACCUUCAUCAACCCCACCUGUCAGGUACGGGAGGGAGGGUUUCUGUCAUCCACAAAGAAGAUUUUAAAUGCACUCUGUUUUGUACAAUUAUUUGACAAAAUUUGAACAUCUUGGUUUUAUGUGAAUUUGAAGGACAGUGUGUUCAUUAUUAUGAUUUACAGACCAUCCAGAAGAGUUUUCAUUUCAAAAUAUAUCUAAGUCCUUCUAUUAGCAGAUUUUAACUUACAUGAUGCUGUCCAUUUCAGAACUUUGUUGUGGAUUUCAUAGAAACUCUGGAAUCUUCUAACCUUACUCAGGCAAUACAGGAACCCACACACUGAAAGGGCCACACUGGAUUUAGUUUCAAACAGUGGCCUCAGCCCUGACUACUUUGAGUUAAAGGAUACCUGUGUGUCCGAUCCCCAAGCAGUUGUAUUUACAGUGGUUGUAUAAGACAAUUCACCUGUAUGCUACAGAGUUUAAUUCCAUUUCUACUAUUCUUAAUGCUUCUUAAUCUGCCUUUAAUCCAAAUUUGACACAUAGAAGAGCGUGUCUCCCUUUUUUAUUAUCACACUUGUAAAACUGUCCUGGACUCUGUCGCUCCUUUGGAAGGAAAGAAAAGAAGUCAAACCACCCCAGAAGAAGGAAGGAGUGUAAAUGGAAAGAACACUUCCACAAGUGUUUUAUGACAUCUGAUCUAUUAUCCAACUUUAGCAGAUACAUUCAUAACAUCCUUUUCCUAUUUAAAUUUAACUGAUUUCACACAUGUCAUCAACUACAUGCAGCCUUGAUUUCAUUCCCGCCAAGUUUCUACAAGGUUUUUAGCAUGACUGGACACAGUAUUUUAUCAAUUAUCAAACACUUCCUGGCAGACGAUGGGUUUCCCUCUUUUUGUAAACACACUGUGGUCCAACCUCUUUCAAAUCAACCUUACCUUGACCCCUCUGUUAUUAAACAUUUUGGGCAAAUUUCAAAAUUCCAAUUUUUAUCAAAAGAUUUAGUGAAAGUGGUUCCAUGUCAAUUUUUGUCUUUUAUGUCCCAUAGUAACCUCUUUGAGAAAUUGUAAUCUGUUUUUAGACCUUAUCAUUGCACACAGCUCCUUAAAGUGAUAAAUGACCUUCUUUCUGGAGCAGACAGGGGGAGAGUGCAAUAUUAUUUCUUUAGACCACUGCGCAGCUUUGGAUACAGUGGAUCACAAUUUUAAUUGAAAGUCUAGAAAAUUGGGUGGGUAUCAGAGACACAGUACUUAGUUGGUUUUAUUUUUAUCUUUUAGAUUGAACUUUUGCAGUCACCGUAGGUAAGAACUCCUCAACAUCUUACACUACCUGUGGUGAACCUCAAUGUUCAUUUUUAUGUCUGAAUAUAUUCUCUAUUUAUAUGCUCCCAAUUGGCCAAAUAAUUCAGUCCCACAAAGUCUCUGUUUAUUGUUACGCAGACGACGCACAGAUAUAGACUCAACAAUCCAAAAUCGGAAAUAAUACUGUUCGAACCACAAAAAUCCAACCCUCAUACUGAAAGCGGCCUUGGUGCCCUGUCUGCCAGUGUGAAGCCAACUGCUACAAAUGUAGGAGUAGGGCUGGACUCUGAGAGGACCUUUGAAACACAAGUCAAAAAAUGGUUUAGUACCAGUUAUGUAUCAUCACCAAAAUAAAACAGUUUUUUACUCAUUCAGAUCUCCGAUCUUAUUCACACACUCAUCUCCUAAAGACUUGACUCACUUUUAACUGGCAUUAACAAUAAAAUACUCUCACCUCCAAAUUGUCAAGAAUGCAGCUGCUUGGCUUCUUAUAGGUUUGAACGGACAACAUUACAUCACACUCUGUGCAAAGGUCUAAAGAAAUAAUGUUGCACUCUCCCCCUGUCUGCUGUCUUAUCACUUUAAGGAGCUCUAUGCAAUGAUAAGCUCUAAAAGCAGAUUCAAAUUUCUAAGCGUUCCUUCAUUGAAGCCCUAUAAGUUUUAGAAAUGAUUUUAAGAUUAUACUGAUCAUUUUUAAAGCAUGUACUGAUCUGUCUCCAAGCUACAUACCAGAACUGUUGACACCAUAUGAGCCGACCUUCAACCUUAGAUCCUCAGGUGGGAGCCAGAGUCAAAGCUUCAAUCUAAAGGAGACCAAGCUUUUUCCAUCAAGGACCCCUCUACUUUGGGACAUCCUGCCUGAGGAAAUGAGGCUUGCACAAUCAGUAAUGUUUUUUAUUUCACUUUUAAAACUCACUUUUAUAGACUUGCUCCAUGUGAUUUCUUCCCUUAUGGAUUUUAUUAAUAUUUAUCUUUUUAUUUAGGUAUUUAUUUCAAUACUUUUGUCUGCUUAUUGAUUGCAUUUCAUUUUUUGUUGUCUUUAGUUCCUGUUGCUGUUUUUUAACAUUUCAUUGUUUUUGAUUUAACGCUUUUCCUUCUACUGCUUUUAGCUCCUUUUUAUUGUUUCUUUCCUUUUUAUUUCUGUAAUCAUCUUACGACCUUGUCCUUUUGGUCUCAUUUCAUGCUGUUGGGUUCCUGUGCUGCCUUGGUUCUUGUAGGUUCUUCGGGUUUCUUAUGAGGAUGGUUAAAUUAUGCUAAUGAUGAUUUUGGUUGAUGGGCUCUUUUUGUGUUUGGGUUCUUGACGUUUGGGUUCGGUUGUUGUUUGGGCUCUUUUUUGUGCGGUUAUUAUGCUUUGUAUGCUUCUGCUGGUCUGUCAAAGUACUUUGUGAACCCUUGUUUCUAAAGGUGCUAUAUAAAUAAAGAUAUCAUUAUUGUUAUUAAA